CUGCAGUCUCGCAAUCAACAUUCUCUCUUUCAUCCAAAAACAAGCUAUAAAUUGAACAGCUAUGGCUUGUUGGUCUGCAGAAAAUGCCACUAAGGCCUAUCUCAGCACUUUAAAAAUGGGUCAAAAGGCGAAGGAACCAGACGUGGCUGAGUUCAUAUCAGCACUAGCAGCAGGAAACAACGCACAAACAAUGGUCGUUGCCUGCGCCGGCGCAGCCGGAUCCACCGCACUAGCCUUGGUGGCCGCUGCAAACCAAACCGGCGGCCAAGUUAUCUGCAUUGUAAACAGCCAUCAAAAUCUAAAAGCCUCCAAAACCGCAUUGGGUACCGCGGCACAACGAGUCGAAUUCAUGGUUGGAGAAGCACAAGAACUAAUGGUAAACCACACUUUUGAUUCAGCUGAUUUUCUGCUUAUAGAUUGCAACCUUGAUAGCCACGAAGAAAUCCUCAAGAAAGUGCAUGGAAAUAAUAACAAUGGAACAGUAGUUGUUGUUGGAUACAAUGCAUUUAGUUGCAACGGGUCUUCUUGGUUUGGUUCAAGGACUACUCAAUUGCUUCCAAUUGGUGAAGGACUUUUGGUAACUAAAUUUGGAAUUGGAUCCAAUGUGAUUAAUAGUCCUAAGUAUGGUGGAGGAAACAGAGUAAUGAGCAGGGCUAACAGUAACAAGAGCCGUUGGGUUGUUAAGGUUGAUAAAUGCACAGGGGAGGAACAUGUUUUCAGGGUCAGAUUUCCACCACAAGGAAAAGUCAUUCAUGCUUAAACAAAGAAAAAAAAAACAAAAAACAUGCUUUGUGUUUUAAUUUGGUUUUUUUAUUUUGGACACACAAAAAUGGAGUGCUGAAUUCUUUUUGCUUCUUGUUGAGAGACACAACUCAUCAUCACAAGAAGUUAUUGGCCCUAUUUCAAGAUGUAUAUAGAAAAUCAUAUCAUAUUAUCAUGACAUUGUUAUGUGAUCUUUAUUUUUAUUUUU
This is a messenger RNA of Arachis duranensis, 970 nucleotides long. RefSeq lists its product as uncharacterized. The record is from RefSeq and is a predicted model, not a curated record. Bases 62 to 760 code for a protein of 232 amino acids. NCBI's taxonomy places the organism in Eukaryota, Viridiplantae, Streptophyta, Magnoliopsida, Fabales, Fabaceae. The transcript has 2 exons.